Pteropus alecto (black flying fox) is the source of this 2833-nucleotide messenger RNA. Its product is annotated as lanosterol 14-alpha demethylase. The record is from RefSeq and is a predicted model, not a curated record. Gene Ontology annotation, molecular function: monooxygenase activity; iron ion binding; oxidoreductase activity, acting on paired donors, with incorporation or reduction of molecular oxygen. The transcript has 10 exons. Bases 146 to 1657 code for a protein of 503 amino acids. Lineage: Eukaryota; Metazoa; Chordata; Mammalia; Chiroptera; Pteropodidae.
GGGACUGGGUUUAGUAGGAGACCUGGGGCCGGGGCCGCCUCCGGACGCCCAUCUGCCGGCUUCUCUCGCUCCGUCGAUUCGGAGGAGCGGCGGCGACCUCGGCCUCCAGCGUCCCCAGCGAACUGCAGCUGCGGCGGCCGCCGGAAUGGCGUUGCUGGGUUUACUGCAGGCGGGCGGGUCGGUGCUAGGGCAGGCGAUGGAGCAGGUGACGAGCGGCAACCUCCUAUCCAUGCUGCUGAUCGCUAGCGCCUUUACCCUCAGCCUGGUCUACCUGUUCCGCCUCGCCAUCGGCCAUCUGGCCCCACUGCCGGCCGGGGCGAAAAGUCCACCAUACAUUUUCUCUCCAAUUCCGUUCCUCGGGCAUGCCAUAGCGUUUGGGAAAAGUCCAAUUGAAUUCCUAGAAAACGCAUAUGAGAAGUAUGGACCUGUGUUUAGUUUUACCAUGGUGGGCAAGACUUUUACUUACCUUCUGGGAAGUGAUGCCGCUGCACUGCUUUUUAAUAGUAAAAAUGAAGACCUGAAUGCAGAAGAUGUCUACAGUCGUCUGACAACACCUGUGUUUGGGAAGGGAGUUGCAUACGAUGUGCCUAAUCCAAUUUUCUUGGAGCAGAAGAAAAUGUUAAAAAGUGGCCUUAACAUAGCCCAUUUUAGACAGCAUGUUUCUAUAAUUGAAAAAGAAACAAAGGAAUACUUUCAAAGUUGGGGAGAAAGUGGAGAAAAAAAUUUGUUUGAAGCUCUUUCUGAGCUUAUAAUUUUAACAGCUAGCCAUUGUUUACAUGGAAAGGAAAUCAGAAGUCAGCUCAAUGAAAAGGUGGCACAACUGUAUGCAGAUUUGGAUGGAGGUUUUAGCCAUGCAGCCUGGCUGUUGCCAGCUUGGCUCCCUUUGCCUAGUUUCAGACGCAGGGACAGAGCUCAUCGAGAGAUCAAGAAUAUUUUCUAUAAGGCAAUUCAGAAACGCAGACAGUCAGAAGAAAAAAUUGAUGACAUUCUCCAAACUUUACUAGAGUCUACUUACAAGGAUGGGCGUCCUUUGACAGAUGAUGAAGUAGCAGGCAUGCUUAUUGGAUUGCUCUUAGCAGGGCAGCAUACAUCCUCAACUACUAGUGCCUGGAUGGGCUUCUUUUUGGCUAGAGACAAAACACUUCAAGAAAAAUGUUAUUUAGAACAGAAAACAGUCAGUGGAGAGGAUCUGCCUCCUUUAACUUACGACCAGCUCAAAGAUCUAAAUUUACUUGAUCGCUGUAUAAAAGAAACAUUAAGACUUCGACCUCCUAUAAUGACCAUGAUGAGAAUGGCCAAAACUCCUCAGACUGUGGCAGGAUAUACCAUUCCUCCAGGACAUCAGGUGUGUGUUUCUCCCACUGUCAAUCAAAGACUUAAAGACUCAUGGAUAGAACGUUUGGACUUUAAUCCUGAUCGCUACUUACAGGACAAUCCAGCAUCAGGAGAGAAGUUUGCCUAUGUGCCAUUUGGAGCUGGGCGUCAUCGUUGUAUUGGAGAGAAUUUUGCUUAUGUGCAAAUCAAGACAAUUUGGUCCACUAUGCUUCGUUUAUAUGAAUUUGAUCUCAUUGAUGGAUAUUUUCCCACUGUGAAUUAUACAACCAUGAUUCACACUCCUGAAAACCCAGUUAUCCGAUACAAACGAAGAUCAAAAUGAAAAAGGCAACAAGGAACUAAUACAUGAAACAUCACUGUAAACGGCAAAAGCAUUUGGAGAAUGAAGUUUAUGAAACAAUUUUGUGUACUUUGUGUGUAAUUUUAAGACAGCCAGCUUAACUAAAAGGUUUUAUAUUUUCUUAACUAAAAGGUUACAUCAAAUCUGAUGGCAUUUCAGAUAUUUCCCGAUAGUUUUACGAUGGAUAUUUACUACAUCUGCUUAAUUGAAGAAAAUCAAGCUCUCAUUAGUAAAAAACUGGGGGCAUCUUGGUAAUUGGCAGAUUCUAAACACAAUUUUCAGGUAUUAAUUUUAAGAGCAUAUGUAGCUCUUGCCAAGUAAGUUAAGGGUAUUCGAUCUUGGACUAGAUCUUAAAGUAUAAAAGCCCAAUGAGAUACUUGGUAGCCUUAGGUUAUUUAUUCAUUUACUGGGUAAUGCUUGUAUAUGUGAGGAUGGGUGGGUAGAGAAUAGACUCAUAUUUAAAGCCUUGGAUAAAAGAGAAUCCUAUUAAUUGUUUGGGUAUGAUGAUACUUAGCCAUGAUAGAGCUAUGUUGUUGAAAAAUAUAUCCUUAGGAAGCACUGUCCCACAGGAAAUUGAGAGAGGUCUAUGACAAUGACUUAAUUAUAUUUCUUAAAAAAUAAUUAUUAAUAUUAAAGACUGCUUGUGUAACUUGAUCUAAUUACUAAAUACCUACCUGAUAAGUUUGUAUCUGGUUCUACAUGGUCACAUCUGUGUGAAAAUCCAAAAUAAAGUCCCUAAGGAAUAAUUUUUUUCUUUGGCUCAAGAUGGUUCCCUGCUUCCUCUCCAGAAUAUAAUUAGGAAUUUUCUGUUCCAUUUAUUAAACCUUAAUUUAGGUCAAUAAGCUUUCUUUUAAAAUAUAAAAUCUGAGUUCAUGGAACUCUGACUUGAAGGGCAAUAGGAAGCAGAGUCCUUGAAAUUAGUAUCACUGGUCACAUUUUGUGAAGGCUGUGUUCAAGAACCAACUCAAAUGAUAACUGGGGGCUUGUCUCUAUACCUGUAAUUUGACUACAGUCUGUUUUUACUAGAUGAGGCCAAAAUAUUUUUUCCCUUAUGUAUGUAAUAGUUUUGUUUUGCUCCUUCCAGGAGGCUGGAAGACUCAUGUUAAACUCUCUGCUGUUACAGUUUUUCACAUUAAAAUUGUUUUUGAGAAAAGUAAA